Molecule: messenger RNA, 4037 nt
Organism: Phlebotomus papatasi
Lineage: Eukaryota; Metazoa; Arthropoda; Insecta; Diptera; Psychodidae
Gene: Myo95E
Product: unconventional myosin-Ia
Exons: 12
Coding region: 221-3964 (1247 amino acids)
Biological process (GO): actin filament organization; vesicle transport along actin filament
Cellular component (GO): plasma membrane; cytoplasm; vesicle
Molecular function (GO): microfilament motor activity; ATP binding; actin filament binding
Source: RefSeq, a predicted model, not a curated record
AUCUGCGAGAGAGCUUGAAGGCGCCAAGGGUGGUUUCAGUGGAGACGCCUGGUCAGAGGGUGCUGUCGACGCCUUUUUUGACGUUCUAUCCGCGCCCCGACGCACAUUUUCGCUGUGAAAUCGGGCAGUCAGUCAGGCGAAUGGCCUCGCACAAUCCACCUGUGAAGGAGGAGCUCAAAAAUCACUCUCUAUCGCCCUGACUCGUAUCCCCCUCCAAGAAAUGCCCAAUUCGGAACAGGAAGUGGGUAGUUGGGAUUCUGUGCUCCUGGAAUCACCCACCGAGGACAACUUCAUCAGUAACCUUCACUUGAGAUACAAAAGGGAUCACAUCUAUACCUACAUUGGGACGCAUUUGGUGUCUAUCAAUCCCUUCAAGCCACUUCCUCUUGCCACUCCGGAACUCGUGAAGACCUACGCCACACGGGGGCUCUUCAAGCUGCCACCACACAUAUUUGGCGUUGCAAGGAGAGCAUAUGCCAAUCUAUUGGACUUCUAUGAGGACCAGAGUAUUAUUCUGUCGGGUGAGAGUGGGAGUGGUAAGAGUGAAACAGCCCAAAUGGUGGUGGAUUUCCUCACAAGAUUGCCCCAAAUUCGACGAAAUUAUGCGAUAUCGCGCCAAAAGGGCUCAAAUACUUCCCUGACUUGCUCAAAUCACGCUUCCAGCAAUGCAUCCCGAUCUUCCACGCCCAAGCACGAGGCUCCACUGGAUUCACCUGGAGCAUGUAGCCUCUCCAGGGGCUGCAUCUUGCGCCAGAGGAGCCUCGAGAGUGAAAAAUCUGGCUAUGGGAGUCUCAGAAAGUGCUCCCAUGACAAAUUGGCCGAAUCCUAUUGGAAGAGUACGGAUAAUUUGCCCUCUAAGUGCCAAAUUCACACCCACUCCACCCCCAAAAUCGCCAAAAAGUGUCCAAAGCACCAUUCAUGCGCCGGAGAGCACCAUCCCAAGAGCGUAGUACUAUCAAGAGCUCUCUAUGACGAUAGUAUUCCCUUCCGGCGCUCCUGCUCCCUCCAUCGUCAGGAGGCCAACAUGCGCGACAAACUGGCCACUCUCGAUGGCCUCACCAAAAGCUAUGGUUUCACUGCGGCCUCCAGGACGCCAAAGUGCUCAAUGGACUGUGAUCGGGUGCCAAAUCGACGUGCCAAGACGCCUCCGCCGCAUUUUGGGCGAGGCUAUGGGAACAUUUCGGGUAUUGUGGAGAACUUCCGAAGGAUACUGAGGAGUCGCAUGACCACGGAAGAGGCAGAGUUACAGCGAUACAGGGACAAAAUAGCCCAUGCAGACAUUUUUAUAAGUGCCAUGGGAUCAGCCAAAACUGCCAAGAAUCGCAAUUCUAGCCGUUUUGGAAAGUUCUUCGACAUUGAGUUAGACUUCAAGGGAGAUGUUAUUGGCGGACACAUCUAUCACUACAUGCUGGAAAAAACUCGCGUGACAAAUAUUUGUGGAAAUGAGCGCAAUUUCAAUAUAUUCUAUCAAUUGCUUGCGGGAGCUGAUAUUCACCUCCUGAAAUCACUGAAACUCCAACGAAAUAUCGAUAAGUAUGAUAUCCUUAAGAAUAGUACAGCCACUGAAGAUGAUCGCCAGGCUUUUGCUCGGUCAAAGCGUAGUCUUGAUGUCAUGGGCUUCAAUUGCGAGGAGAUCACCUCGAUCUUCCGGAUUCUGGCUGUUGUUCUGAAACUGGGAAAUUUGGUAUUUCUGCCCACGACGAAUAUCGAUGGGACUGAGGGUUGUACAAUUGCCAAUGAGUAUGAAAUUGUCGAGAUGGCUCAGUUGCUGGAGAUUCAUGUGGAUGUUUUGGUGCUAUGCCUCACCCGGACGAGUCUCAGUUGGUCACAGAUUCCGGACAAUUGGAUGGAAGUGGACGCUGAGGUGGCCACGAAGAUGAAGCAGACUCUGUGCAGGACAUUGUACGGGAGGCUUUUUGUGUGGCUGGUGACGAGAAUCAAUGAAGAGAUUAAGAGCACAAGUCUCAAUGGGCAUAAGAGAUUCCUGGGAGUUUUGGAUUUUUCGGGAUUUGAGGUGCUAGAGCGGAAUUCACUUGAGCAAUUGGCAAUUAAUUACUGCAGUGAGCGACUGCAACAGCACUUCCUGGGCUCUGUACUCAAAGAGCAGCAAGAACUUUACAUUCGGGAGGGUUUGGAGUGGACCAGAGUGGAUUUCUUUGACAAUUCCGGAAUCUGUGAUUUAUUCGAUCGGCCAAAUUAUGGGAUUCUCAGCCUAUUGGAUGAGCCUCAUGUCAACUGCGAUGAGAUCUACUUGACUCGGAUUCAUCAGUGUUCAGACGGACAUCCGAAUUUCCUUUCUGAUGACAUUGGAAGCUACCCAAGUAGCUUUCAGAUCCGUCACUAUGCCGGAACUGUGAGCUACAGCGUUGCGGGAUUUGUGGAGAAGAAUUCCGAGCAGUUGCCGAGGAGUGUGAGCUAUGGGCUGUUUCAGAGCAAUUUGCCAAUAGUACAAAGUCUCUUCCCAGAAGGGAAUCCCAAAAGGAGCUCAAAGCGUCCCAAUUCCCUGGCCAGCAAUCUCAGGGUGGGAAUCCAUACGCUGCUCAAGAGUCUGGCCAGGAGGAAGAGUCACUAUGUCUUCUGCCUGAAGCCCAAUGAAUUCGAGGAACCACGACACUUUGAGAUGUCUCUGAUUCAGCAUCAAGUCAGAUAUCUCAGCCUCAUGCCAUUGCUGAGUAUCUGGCGCAAUGGGUACUGCUUCAGCAUGAACCAUGUGGCUUUCCUGGCCAGAUACAAACUCCUCAAUAAUCUCACUUGGCCACAUUUCCCGCGAGGAUCUGUUGUAGAGGCUAUUGCUUUGAUCGUGAGAUCCCUGCCACUGCCAACGGCUGAAUUCACAAUCUGCACCCAGAGAGUCUUUAUCCGGAGCCCAAGAACUGUGGCUGAAGUUGAGGAAUUCCGGAGGAUGCGCCUUGGUGAGCUGGCAACACUCAUACAGAAAAUUUUUCGCGGAUACAGGGAUCGACUGAGGUUUCUGAGACUGAGGAGGAGUCAGAUCAAAAUUUCCAGGCUUUGGAGACACUACAGGUCAAGGUCAGAAUAUCGGGUGCUGAAGUAUCGAAGGCAGAUUAAUUGGGCUGUGGAGGUCAUCGAGAAGCACUAUAUUCAGCGAAAACGUCGCCAAUUUCUUAUUUUACUGCCCCAUCGUCUUCCUCUGGACAGCAUGAGUCCUCUGUGCAAUGAAUGGCCUCGAGUGCCACAUUUCCUCGCAGAAACUUCUCAGCUUUUGCGCAAAAUCUACCAUCGAUGGCGAUGUCACAAAUACAGGAAAAUGUUUGACCAAACAGCGAGGAAUCGCAUGAGGGAGAAAGUUACUGCCAGUAUCAUUUUCAGGGAUAGGAAGGCGUGCUAUUCCAAGAGCAUAGCACGGCCUUUCAUCGGGGAUUACGUGCGACUGAGGCAAAAUAUUCAGUGGAAGAGACUGAGCAUGGAGACUAAUGAUCAGUACGUGGUGUUUGCGGAUAUCAUCAAUAAAAUCACCAGGACGAGUGGAAAGUUUGUGCCAAUUUUGCUGGUUCUGUCGACAAGUUCGAUGCUUCUGUUGGAUCAGAAGACUCUCCAAGUGAAAUAUCGUGUGCCAGCAACGGAAAUCUAUCGGUUAUCUCUGUCACCGUAUCCCGAUGAUAUUGCUGUCUUUCACAUCAGACCGGAGAGUCCUCGAUGUCGUCAUCAAACAAUGUAUCACCACGAGCCGACUGAAUCCCCUACAGGAUGCCUCUUUCAGUCGGAAAUGAGUCGCCAGAAGGGUGAUUUUGCCUUUCAAACGUGUCACGUUAUUGAAAUUGUCACGAAGCUCUUUCUAGUCAUUCAGAAUGCUACAGCAAAGCCACCAGAAGUUCACAUAAGCACAGAAUUUGAAGCCAAUUUCAAUCAACAAACAGUCAUUUUUACCUUUAAAUGCGGUCGAGUACCUGAAACAACGCCAAGAGUCAGUCGAAAAGGAAAUCGCAUGGAAAUUGUUAUUUGAAUUGGGCAUUUGGGACAGGAAAUUGCGGUAGAGAUUGAGUUUAAAAUUGUGCGCACAAUUUAUGUCUUAAGAA